Nematolebias whitei (Rio pearlfish) is the source of this 4209-nucleotide messenger RNA. RefSeq names its product NPC1-like 1 (gene npc1l1). The transcript has 21 exons. The record is from RefSeq and is a predicted model, not a curated record. Gene Ontology annotation, molecular function: lipid carrier activity. Gene Ontology annotation, cellular component: membrane. Lineage: Eukaryota; Metazoa; Chordata; Actinopteri; Cyprinodontiformes; Rivulidae. Bases 1 to 4119 code for a protein of 1372 amino acids.
AUGCCCAAUCACAUCAGUGAAGGCUCACUUUACAGCAGUGUUAUGGGCGGACCACUUCCAACGUCCCUGGACUCAGCCUCCCCUGUGAAAGAAGUGCUGGUACUCUCGGAGGCCACCACUGAACCGGGAUUCUGUGCUUUCUAUGAGGAGUGUGGACGUAACCCCUCUGUAGGAGAGACCCUCAUUCCUCCUAUUGUCCCUUGUCUCGAUCCAAGCCCCGCCCGACACCUCACGGGGGAACACUACAGGAGGUUCAAACAGGUGUGUCCCAUGUUAGACAAUGGUGAGGGCAACACAUUUGCCUGCUGCUCCAUGAAACAGCUUUCAUCUCUGGAGUUGAGCUUGACGCUGUCCAAAGCUUUGCUGGUCCGCUGUCCUUCCUGCGUUGAUAACUUUGCCCAUCUGCACUGCAUCAACACCUGCAGCCCCAACCAGACGCUGUCUGUAAAGGUCACAAAGGUCAUGAACAUCACUUACCUGGGCAAGCCAAAGGAAGCAGUGGUGGCCUACCAAUCAUUCAUGAGCACCACCUUUGCAGAUGCCGCCUUCCAGUCCUGUAAGAAUGUCAGGAUUCCAGCCACAGGAGGAUUUGCCAUCUCCACCAUGUGUGGUCGGUACGGUGCCAAGCUUUGCACCCCUCAGCGCUGGUAUGAUUUCCAAGGGGACUCCAGUAAUGGCCUGGCUCCACUGGACAUUGAUUUUCAACUGAUUAAGGAAGGAGACACUGCAGGGCUGCCAGAAGGUGUGAUUCCUUACAAUGGACGAGCUCUGAAGUGCAACGAGACAACGGCAACAGGUGGUCAGGUCUGCUCCUGCCAAGAUUGCGAAGAGUCAUGUCCAAGCGUGCCGCCUCUUGCCCCGCCCCCAGCACCCUUCAAAUUGUUUGGGACCAAUGGAUUCCUUGUGAUUGCUAUCAUCUUACUCUGCCUCCUGGUACUUGCUUUCAUUCUCUACCUUACUGUCUCUUGUUUGGUUGCUUCUAAAAAUGGAAAGGAUGAGGAGAAAGGAAAGAAGAAAGGUAAAAACAAAGACCAGAACAGUAAUGAUGUGACUCAGCGUAUCAUUCAACCAUCAGAGGUGACCUGUACCGACAGGAACAGCUUGGCUGCCCAAGCUUUCAUGGGCUUACAGUUCCAGCGUUGGGGAACCUUCAUGGCUUCUUAUCCCCUCAUGGUUCUCUUGGUCGCAGCUAUUAUUGUGAUCGUUUUCUCUGCUGGCCUCAAGUUUAUCAAGCUCACUACUGACCCAGUUGAGCUCUGGUCUGCUCCCAACAGCAGGGCCCGCCAGGAAAAAGACUUCCACGACACACACUUUACCCCCUUUUUUCGGACAAAUCAGCUGAUCUUGACAGCGCCACAGAGAAAAGGUCACAUUUAUGACUCGUUGCUGUUUGGGAAGCAGAACUUUAGCGGGCUCGUAUCUAAAGAUCUCAUCAUUGAGCUGCUGGAGCUCCAGACAAAAAUACAGCAAAUUGAGUUCUGGUCAGAGGAUCUGAAACGCACAGUAAAUCUGAAGGAUGUGUGUUAUGCACCACUGAACCCUUCCAACCCUUCCCUGACCGACUGUGCUGUCAACAGCCUGCCACAGUACUUCCAGAACAGCCUGGACAACAUUAACGCAAAAGUGAACAUGACUGAACUGGGAGUGACCAAAGAGGUAGACUGGAGAGACCACCUUAUCUACUGCCUCAACUCUCCACUGUCUUUCAAAGACAUCACUGAUUUAGGAAUGAGCUGCAUGGCUGAUUAUGGAGCGCCAGUCUUCUCGUUUCUGGCUGUGGGAGGCUAUAAAAACGAUGAAUUUACUAAUUCUGAAGCUUUCAUCUUGACCUUCUCUCUGAACAACUACAUUCGUGACAACCCCAAAUUCAAAGUGGCUUUGCAGUGGGAGAAGGAGUUUCUCAAGAUUGUCCAAGACUACCAGAAAAAUCCAGCUGCAAACUUCACCUUUGCGUACAUGGCAGAGAGAUCCCUGGAGGAUGAAAUCAAUCGAACAACAGCAGAAGAUAUCCCCAUCUUCAUGAUCAGCUAUGCUGUAAUCUUUGUUUACAUUGCUGUGGCCCUGGGGGAGUACAACUCAUGGAAACGCAUACUGGUGGACUCUAAGUUUUUGGUGGGUUUGGGUGGGAUCCUGGUGGUUGGCUGUUCUGUCCUGGCCUCCAUGGGUUUCUACUCGUGGAUUGGUAUCCCGUCCUCGCUGGUCAUCCUGCAGGUGGUGCCCUUCCUGGUGCUUGCUGUUGGGGCUGACAACAUCUUCAUCUUUGUUCUGGAGUAUCAAAGGGAUGCACGGCGGUCUGGAGAGACAAGAGAGGAGCAGAUCGGUCGUGUACUUGGACAGGUUGCUCCCAGCAUGCUCCUGUGCAGUCUCUCUGAGUCUAUCUGCUUCUUCUUAGGGGCCCUGUCCACAAUGCCAGCAGUGAAGUCCUUUGCGCUGUACGCUGCCUUGGCUGUGCUCAUGGACUUUGUUCUCCAGAUGACUGCCUUUGUGGCACUUUUGUCCUUGGAUGCUCGGCGCCAAGAUAGCAACCGUUGUGAACUACUAUGUUGUGUUUCUGUGUCAACACAACGUCCCAACAAGCCAAAUGAAGGCUUUUUACUGCCGUUCAUGAGGAAAUACUAUGCCCCCGUCCUGCUGCACCGCUACACCCGGGUCAUAGUGAUGUUGGUUUUCAUCUUCAUGCUUUGCGCGUCCUUAUUCCUCAUGCUAAAUGUGAAAGUUGGUCUAGAUCAGGAGCUGGCCAUGCCCAAGGGAUCUUACAUGCUGGACUAUUUUAAGUACUUGUACAAAUACUUUGAAGUUGGUGUUCCCGUGUAUUUUGUAACAAAGAGGGGAUUUGACUUCACAAAAGUGGAAGGCAUGAACGCAGUCUGUUCUAGCGUUGGUUGUGAUCAGUUCUCAAUGACCCAGAAGAUCCGUUAUGCCACAGACUACCCUGAUCGAUCCUAUUUGGCUAUUCCUGCUAACUCAUGGGUGGAUGACUUCAUUGACUGGUUAAACCCUGGCUCCAAAUGCUGUCGCCUGUACACCCUUGGUCCAAACACCGGAGAAUUCUGCCCAGCGAACAUAUCUGCUAUUCUCUGUGGACGCAAGUGUAUGAAGGCUCCUGCAGAUGGUGUCCUCAGGCCCAACGUGGACGAAUUCUACCGCUUCCUCCCCGACUUCCUGGGUAACAGGCCUGACCUGCAGUGCUCCAAAGGUGGUCUGGGAGCCUAUGACACGUCUGUGGUGAGGAAUGAAAGAGGAGAAAUAAUAGCUUCUCGGUUUAUGGCGUACCACACACCUCUGACCAACUCCCAGGAGUUCACCGCCGCUCUGCUAAGAGCCAGAGAGCUGGCCGCCAACAUCACCGAAAGCAUGAGGAAAGUUCCAGGAACCUCGCCUGACUUCGAAGUCUUCCCUUACACGAUCACUAAUGUGUUUUAUGAGCAGUACCUGACCAUCGUGCCAGAGGGACUCUUCAACAUCUCUCUGUGUCUGCUGCCGACCUUCGUGGUCUGCUGCCUGCUGCUGGGCUUGGAUCUGCGCUCCGGCCUGCUCAACUUGCUCACCAUCAUCAUGAUCACCGUGGACACUGUUGGCGUCAUGACAUUAUGGAGCAUCGACUACAACGCAGUGGCCCUGAUCAAUCUGGUCACGGCGGUGGGCAUCUCUGUGGAGUUUGUGUCCCACAUGACGAGGUCCUUUGCGCUCAGCAUCAAGACCACCCACGUGGAAAGAGCCAAGGAGGCUACAGCCAACAUGGGCAGUGCAGUGUUUGCUGGUGUUGCGAUGACCAACCUGCCCGGCAUCCUCGUCCUGGCAUUUGCCAAAGCUCAGCUCAUCCAGAUUUUCUUCUUCCGGUUAAAUCUCGUCAUCACACUUUUGGGGAUGGCUCAUGGACUCAUAUUCCUCCCUGUGCUGCUCAGUUAUUUUGGUCCUGGCGUAAACAAAGCAAUCCUGCUUCAGGCCCAGCAGACCAAACCGAACCUGGAGAUGACGAUCAAAAUGAGAGAAAUGUACGACAACGUUACCUACGAAGAGUCACCUGAAAUAAAGCAGGAGCCAGACUCACAGGUCAACAGUGAUGCCAGCAAACCCUCACAAACCAUAGAAAAGCAGGAAAGAAUUGAUAAUUUCUGAGCGUAAACCACAGAGACUGUUUUCUAGCUCCACUGAGUAAAACACUCGUUACGUAGAGCAAGAAUGGACACAAACAAGGACACCGAGCAG